Molecule: messenger RNA, 325 nt
Organism: Nanorana parkeri
Lineage: Eukaryota; Metazoa; Chordata; Amphibia; Anura; Dicroglossidae
Gene: SDHAF1
Product: succinate dehydrogenase complex assembly factor 1
Exons: 1
Coding region: 22-282 (86 amino acids)
Biological process (GO): mitochondrial respiratory chain complex II assembly
Cellular component (GO): mitochondrion
Source: RefSeq, a predicted model, not a curated record
UUGGUCCAGUGAUGAGAUACAAUGAUCAUACGUAGCAACCUCCAGAAACAAGUCCUCAGUCUGUAUAAACAUCUUAUACGAGCUGGUAAAGAUAAGCCAGGUGCGCUUCCCAGAAUCCAGCAUGAGUUUCGGAGGAACGCUAAGAUCCCAAGGACUGAGGUUAUGCGCAUCGAGUAUCUUGUGCGCCGUGGCCGCAGGCAACUGGAACAGCUGAAAGAUGUGAAUACAAAACAGCUUGGGGCGUUCAUAAAGACCUCUCCUGACCAAUCUGAAUCUACAUAACCAAGACGGGGCGGACGUCCUGCACAUGGACUUACCUUUGGGA